AACAGGAUCAUGUUUCAGUAGUUUCAGAACUCUUCAUUUUAAUGUUAUUAAAAGAAAUAAGCAUUUUCUUAAUCAUAUCAGCUGUAGUACACUCAGAGGCGGAUGAUUAUACCUACCAAGAAUACAGUGAAAUUGCUGAAACCAUCGAAGAUAAAGGAUCCAGACUUGUGAAUGCUGCAGAAAGUAGUAUGAAUGAAUUCCCAUUUAUGGGGGCCUACUAUUGGAUGAAAAAGAACGAUUUAAAAUCAGACGUUAAGUGCACAGUUUCGUUGUUGAGUCCUACAUUUGCCAUCACUGCUGCUCAUUGCUUUUUCGAGCCAAAUGAUGUUAUGGCUAAAGAUUGUGAAGGAAAAAUUUUCCCCGCCAAAAAGGCCAGAUCAGAUGCAAGAGCAGAUGCAGAUGCAAGAACAGAUGCUAAAGCAGAGGCAGCUCGAACCACCAAUAUCAGCUGUAAAAGUUACCCUUCGGGAGAUUUAAAGAUCUGGUUGGAGGACGAUUCAGAUCUAUGGUAUGUUCUUUUUGGUGCAGUCACAGCGACAAGACAAAAUGGAUAUCAUACAGAAGGGAAAAUACAUGAUAUUGAUUACUUUAUAAGGCAUAAGGACUCGUAUGGUAUGCCAGAUAAUGAUAUGGGAGGCUACGAUAUAGGGUUGUUAAAGUUAAAGGAAGCCUAUACAGCUGGAAUCCCUAUAUGCUUACCUGGGCCUAACUUUCAAGAUACACUUAUAACAUCUAGACUUGCUGGUUACGGUAAAUACUACAGGAAAAAAUGUCAAACUGGCACUAAGGGUCCAAUGAAGAACCAUUACUGCCUGACUAGUAAAAAAUGUUGGGAUGCUUUAGAUUUUAACUGUGAACCAGAGUUUACACUCGGUCAUCAAAUAAUUCCAAUGAAGGGUUGUCAAAAACAGUCAACCCCAGCUCAAUACUCAAGAUUGUGUGAACGGGCAACUCUUAAGGGAGGUGUGCAACACCGAUCUGGAGACGAUGAAAUACAUUUAUUCUACUUUCCUGUUGAUAAAGGUGGAAAAGAUGGAGUAUUUUUGGAAACUUGUUACAGAAAAGAUUCUGAUGAGUUUGGUUGGUGCAGAACCGAGGGAAAUUUAUACAAGAGCUUUCUUGGAAGUGAGAAGACAGAGAGAAUCAGUUCUGAUUUUGGUUGGGGAUUUUGCUCUAAUGAAUGCACACAGCAACUUGUUGAGUCAAAUACGGGAGUGCUUCGUAACAUAGAUGAUGCUGAUGUUUUAAGUGAGAAAUUUUGUGACUCACUCCUCAAAGAAUCAGAAGAGGUUUAUGGCACAAAGUAUUCAAUAAAACCAGAGGUUUUAUGCAUUGGACGUAUGAACAAGCUGAAAUACCAGGCGUUCUACACCCAUGAUGACCCGUAUGGAAACACCACACAAUGGGGUAAACUUGAUGAUGAAUUCUUUGCUGCUAAUCCUCAAGUUAUAAAGGACAUAUAUAAAAGAACUCAAAUAGAUGUUGACAGUAAAGGAUAUUAUGUGUCAUCAGUAGGAUCAUGUCAGGGAGACAGUGGUGGACCUGUUUUCCAGAAUCUGGAGGUGACCAACAAAACGUUUAUUCUGACUGGAAUUACAAACGGGGGAGUGGGUAGAGGGGAAUUUAAUUCUAUUGAAGCAACUUGUGGAGGCUUUAAUAAUCCUACUCUUUACACUAGAAUGAGAAGUUUCACAGGCUGGGUACAGACCUAUAUAAAUGAGACCGUGUGUGUGGUUGAUCAAAUAAAAGAUUUUAAUAAAACUAUGGAAGAGCUAAGAGCAAAGCUGAAGAAAGCUGGUGUUCAUGAAGAACUUUAAGAACAAAAUAAAUGAAAAACAUUCAUUAAAUAAAUAAUUUGGAAUGCA
Messenger RNA from Eurytemora carolleeae, 1865 nucleotides. RefSeq lists its product as uncharacterized. The transcript has 32 exons. Lineage: Eukaryota; Metazoa; Arthropoda; Copepoda; Calanoida; Temoridae. The record is from RefSeq and is a predicted model, not a curated record. The coding region runs from base 42 to 1817 and encodes 591 amino acids. Gene Ontology annotation, molecular function: serine-type endopeptidase activity. Gene Ontology annotation, biological process: proteolysis.